AUGAAGUCCGUUCAACUUAGCCUGCUGGCUCUUCUCUUCCAGGCCUCUUCCAUUCAGGCCAAGGGGUACAAGAAGAACAUCCCGACGUACGAAGUUGGCCCUGAUGCGGUCAUCACCGGCAACACGAUCGUGUACAAUGACCCUGACUGCGACCCGGGUUUUCAGUGCAAGUUAACCAAGACCUGCACCUUACCGCUUGGCUCUGUUCCCACCCUUACCAGCGACAAGAAGUACUUUGCCUGCUGUCUGCCGGGGCUGAAUCUUCUCGGUAGUCCUGAGACAGCAUUCGACUGCUGUGCUGUAGGCCAUGGCAUUGCUGGCUCCCCCGAAGUCGGAUACAGGUGCUGCCCAACCGGGCAGACCUAUGACGGUCUGAUCUGCAAGCCAGUGUGCCAGAAUGGCAAGGUCCUUGUCGACGGCAAGUGUGUCUGCCCUAAAGGCACCGUUGAAGGCCCGAACGGGACCUGCCGGGAGGAAAUCUGCACUUCCGGAUUGGCAUCUGGCAAAUGUUACACCUUCACCGCGCCCAACGGCAAUACCCUAGGCUCUGGUGAGGACGGAAUCUACUACGCCCGCCCUGACGACAUGAACUUCCACUAUGGCAAGUUCCAGCUCUGCCUUGACGAGAAAUGCGCCGCUGGAACACCUAUCAACCCCCAGGAUGGAGUGUACAUUCGGGACCUUUACGGCGACGUCAAAACCGGCGCGAAUAAAGGCCAAUGGCUCAAUAACGCCAAGGAUGGUGCCCACAUCGGCAAGACCAAGGACUUUGCCUCCGCUGGCAAAUUCUCCUUGAGCAAAUGGCCUUGCGGCAAGUACUGUCUUGGAGGAGUCGAGUGGGGAGUUGGUCCCGCUUGUCCAUCUCAAACCCCGGCGAUUACCUUCUUCUCGCAGGAUCCACAGAUGUGCACGGCAUUUGAUCUUACUGAAAUUCCUUGUGAUAUUAAAGCUCCCGCCAAUAACUGUAUCUGGAAGAGUGGGAAGAAUCAGUGCUGUGGUAAGGUUGAUUGCAGUCAGUUGUGA
Messenger RNA from Aspergillus alliaceus, 1023 nucleotides. Its product is annotated as cysteine-rich secreted protein. The coding region runs from base 1 to 1023 and encodes 340 amino acids. Lineage: Eukaryota; Fungi; Ascomycota; Eurotiomycetes; Eurotiales; Aspergillaceae. The transcript is spliced from 2 exons. The record is from RefSeq and is a predicted model, not a curated record.